This is a messenger RNA of Haliotis rubra (blacklip abalone), 3161 nucleotides long. RefSeq names its product 4-coumarate--CoA ligase 5-like. The record is from RefSeq and is a predicted model, not a curated record. Lineage: Eukaryota; Metazoa; Mollusca; Gastropoda; Lepetellida; Haliotidae. The transcript is spliced from 12 exons. Gene Ontology annotation, molecular function: CoA-ligase activity. The coding region runs from base 446 to 2185 and encodes 579 amino acids.
UGGGACUUGAGGUAAAACUGAACGUUUAGAUCAGCUUGACAUUUAUGACAUCACGAAAUGGAAGACAAUAUACCGAACAAAGACUUUGUGAUAUAACCAACGACAUCAGUAGCGCCUCACGUGCCCCUUGCCUUGACAUACUUAACAGCAUGGCUGUGAGGGUGACGAUAAUCUAGGACAGACUAAACUUCUCACCAAGGGUGAGUCGGCAAUAUUGUACAUAAAGUGGUCGAUCAGCAAUCCAGCCAUCCGUCACCACAGCUAUAAUAUCAGGAGCUAGUCGGACGCCACAUUAAUAUAACGCCUGUAGCUUGAAUAACAGACCCACUGGUGUGUGUGUAGAGAGCUGUAUAGUCGUGAGGAAGAGUCAGGUCCGGCACUUGGAACAAAACAGGGACCUAUAUCUAACAUCACUGAAGUUUGGUGACGUCUUCUGCGAAUAAGGAUGGCGACCAAAACGGUGCUGGUCCAUAUCAAGCGGGCUCUUUGUAAAGAGCAUGCGCGGUACUUGUGCAGAUCGUUCUCAACUCGUUCUUCACAUUUGCCAUUGAGCAGCAGUGAUAUCGUCAAACUACAGCGUCGUUGUAUUUCCACGACGUUGACUACAAUGAACGGCAAGGAACAACACAUCGUAACAAGCCCCUUUUCUCCAGUGGAUAUCCCGGAUGUGAACUUCGCUGAGUUUGUGUUGUCAAAGUACAGCGAGUUUGGAGAUCUAAAAGCUUUGAUGGACGCCACCACCGGCCGGACGCUGACGUUCCGGGAGCUGAGGGAGUCUGUGUUCCGGGUUGGAAGCGGACUGACCAGGCUGGGAGUGAGGAAAGGAGACACGGUCCUGAUUUUCACCACCAACUGUAUCGAGUACCUGAUCACCAUGGUGGCUUGCGGUGCAAUCGGAGCAGUUCUCUCCACGUCCAACCCCUCAUACACCACCAGUGAGCUGCGCCGCCAACUGGAACACUCGAAAUCCAGCACAGUGAUCGUCCUGUCCGACUUCAUCUCAACUGUAGAACAAGCAGUGAAGUCCUCGGAAAUACUCCAGCGUUCCGUCAAGAAUAUCAUAGUGAUUGGCCAGACCCACGGAUAUAGGUCGUUCUCAACGCUGCUGGAAGAUGACGGCAAGGCGUUUCCUGACGUCGACAUCUCCAGCAAUGACGUCCUCCUCAUCCCCUACUCCAGCGGCACCACCGGCCUGCCGAAGGGGGUUAUGCUGUCCCACAGGAACAUCAUCGCCAACGCCCUCCAGAUAAAUGCCUCCAUGAGGAUGGAAGCCGGGAGGGACAGUCUACUGGGGAUUCUGCCACAGUUCCACAUCUACGGCCUGGUCGUGUCCCAGAUCUGUUCCACCAUCCAGGGAGCCGCCUAUGUCACCAUGCCCAGGUUCAUAGCGCAAGACUUCCUCACAGCUGUCAAAAACAACGAGAUCACCUACCUACAUCUGGUACCGCCACUUGUCCUGUUCCUGGCGAAAGACCCGACAGUGACCGACUACAUCUCCAGCGUGCACACCAUCAUCAGUGGAGCGGCACCGCUCGGCAAGGAGCUGUGUGAACAGCUGAAAGAACGAACCCCUGCCUGUGUACUUCAAGCGUACGGGCUUACUGAAACUGCUCCAGUAAUCUGCAUCGACCACGCGCCGGCCAAACUUGGCUCAGUCGGACCGCUUGUACCCAACACAGAGGGAAAGGUUGUGGACGUCGACAGCGGGAACGACUUGUGCCGGGGAGAGACUGGAGAAAUAAUUGUGCGAGGUCCUCAAGUCAUGCUUGGUUACCUUGACAACCAGAAAGCCACAGAUGCCACAAUAAAGAACUCGUGGCUCCACACGGGCGAUAUUGGUCACUUUGACGAGGACGGGAGGCUGACAGUGACUGACCGUCUGAAGGAGCUCAUCAAGUACAAAGGAUUUCAGGUGCCUCCAGCUGAGCUGGAGUCAGUUCUCCUCGCCCAUCCCGGUGUCAAGGACGCCGCAGUAAUGGGAGUUCCCGAUGACGAGGCAGGGGAGCUACCUAAGGCCUUCGUCGUUCUGAAGCCUGGACAGACGCUCACCCCACAAGACAUCAAGGACUUUGUUAAAGAAAAUGUGACGUCGUACAAACAACUUAGAGGCGGUGUUAAAAUGGUUGACAGUAUACCCAAGACCACCAGCGGUAAAAUAUUGAGGCGUCAGUUGAAGGAUAUGUGAUGUACGACACUGAUAAAUGGGGUCACGUGGUGCAGCUGCUUGGGGCGACGAUAGUGACGUCCGUAGGAUGAAGACUAAUCUCGUCAAAGAUGAUACCCUUUGGAUCAAGAGCCUGUUGUUGUAAGAUAACACAAAACCACCUUAGCGCUAAGGCCAUCGUAACUCCAUACCGUAACAUUGGCUUACUACAGACUUAACGCUACUGUUGUUGUGUGGAACUGGGAACUGGGCCCCGAUCCACAAAGCGUUCGUAGCGCUACGACAAUCGUAAGCCUAUGAUAAACUAUAGAGUUACGACAGGUCGUAACGUUACGAACGCUUUGUGGAUCGGGCCCCUCCCUGUACAAGAACACUACAACUAUAUGCCCACAGAACUACCACAGGUCAGACUUACAACGGCUGCAUCGCUCAGAUCGUAUUUCACCCAGAGUAUUACCUACUAAUGUUUAAAGUAUUGUUAUAUCUAUUAUCAACGCACACUUUGAGUGAGUGAGUGGGUUUAGUUUAACGCCGCUUUUAGCAAUAUUCCAGAAAUAUCACGGAGGUGGGCAUCAGAAAUGGGCUUCACUCAAUGUACCAACGUUGGCAAUGUACCUAUGUGGGGAAUCGAACCGGUGUGACGAGCAAACGCUUUAACCACUAGGCUACCCCACGGCCCACACAGUAUGAGAUGUGGUUAGUAAUGUGUUGUGAAAUAAUAUUUGACACAGUUAUGAUGUGAGGUUGUACUGGGAAAUCACGUCAAUAUGAUUGUUACUGCUAUGCUUACCGAAUCUUUACAUGUCCUCAGGCCAGGUAUGCAUUGUGGGAUGUUUUGUUUAUAUACUCAGGAUGGUCAGACAGGAUUGGUUAUAGAGAUUAUAAUGGUGAUUGCUGUUGAAAUAUGGUGAGUUAUUUUAAGAUAAGAAAUUCGGUUAAUGUCGUCUUGAUUGUAAAAUCUCCAUCAGUGCUAAUUAAAAAUACAUCAUACACUACC